Molecule: messenger RNA, 338 nt
Organism: Hibiscus syriacus
Lineage: Eukaryota; Viridiplantae; Streptophyta; Magnoliopsida; Malvales; Malvaceae
Product: ARM REPEAT PROTEIN INTERACTING WITH ABF2-like
Exons: 4
Coding region: 14-331 (105 amino acids)
Source: RefSeq, a predicted model, not a curated record
CCCUUUAAUAGAAAUGCUUACAUCUUCAGAUGUGCAACUCAAGGAAAUGUCUGCAUUUGCACUUGGACGGUUGGCCCAGGACACACACAAUCAAGCUGGAAUUAUACUAAAUGGUGGAAUCACGCCACUACUAAAUCUUCUUGACUCAAAAAGUGGACCACUGCAACAUAAUUCUGCAUUUUCCCUAUAUGGCCUUGCUGAUAAUGAGGAUAAUGUUGUAGAUCUUAUCAGGACUGGAGUUGUUCAGAAACUCCUGGAAGGAGAGUUCAUUUUUCAGCCAACUAAAGAUUGUGUAGCAAAGACAUUGAAGAGAUUGGAGGAAAAAAAUUAAUGGAAAA